GCUGACGGGCCGGUAGAUCCCCGGAUCCUGCAUCCGGCCCUUCUUGUAGAUGGGCGUCGCAUUGGCAAGCCUUAUGGCUGUGAUGGAGGAGGAGAUAAAGGGAGAGGUCUUCCAGCCCUUCGACCAUUUUUGUGCUGCUUCUCUGGACAUGCUUUAAUAGAUCCAUGUCGUUCUUGUGCUGGGGACUCCAGAUCUGGACACAGUACUCCAGGUGGGGUCUCACCGUAUAAGUCUCUCCAGCUUGUUGGUGAAGACCCUAUUGUCCCACUUGCUCUUCGUUGUAGUCUCCAGUUUCUUGGAAAUAUUGCAGCGGGAAAUGGAGAUUCCCAGAAUAGUAUUUGGAAGUGUGCUUUCCCAGAUCUCUUCUUGACAUGCCUAACAUACAGUGAUGAGAAGAUUGUUGCUUAUUGUUGUAUGGUCCUGUUCACCUGCCUCAAUUCAGAGAAAGUGAGAGAACUUCUGGAUCCUGGGAACUUGACUGUAGCUCGUCAUGUCCUGAAUGUCUACAAAGAGCAGUUGGAGUCUGAGUGGUCGUUCUUGAUUGUUACAGACCAUUUGCUGAAAUGUCCAGAGUUGGUAAAAGCCCUCUAUGCCAAACUGAGCAAUCAAGAAAGAGUUACUUUGUUAGAGCUGAUGAUGGCGAAAGUAAGUGAGAACCCAGUUACCAGUGAAGAAAUGAAUGUGUUCACGAGACACGCUGAAUUCCUUGCAGGCUGUUUCCAGGAGAAAUGUGAAGCUGUGCUCAAGUUAACUUCUGCAGCAGACACAGAAGAUGAGGAAGCACUGGUUACAAUUCGUCUUCUUGACGUUCUUUGUGAAAUGACAUCGAACAACGGACAACUAGAACAUCUACAGGCUUUGCCUAGUUUGCUUGAAACAGCCAUAGAUACCCUGAGAUUAACUCAUCUGGCUGGGAAACAGGCUGUAAAUAUUUUCACUGCAACACAUGUUAUGACAGCACAGGAAGAAAUUUCACAUCCAGCUGUGGGUUUUAAAUCUCAUCUCAUUCGUUUGAUUGGAAAUUUGUGUUACAAAAAUAAGGAAAACCAAGACAAGGUUUAUGAGUUAGAUGGCAUCCCCUUGAUCCUGGACAACUGCAGCAUUGAUGACAACAAUCCUUUUGUGAACCAGUGGGCAGUAUAUGCUAUCCGAAAUCUCACUGAACAGAAUGAGAGAAACCAAGAGCUUAUUGCACAGAUGGAGGAGAAGGGGCUGGCAGACAAUUCUGCCCUUGAGAGUAUGGGUUUAGAGGUAGAGAAACAAGAUGACAAGUUAAUUCUGAGAUCUGUCAGGAAAAAGCCCUCGUGA
This is a messenger RNA of Leptosomus discolor (cuckoo roller), 1308 nucleotides long. NCBI's taxonomy places the organism in Eukaryota, Metazoa, Chordata, Aves, Leptosomiformes, Leptosomidae. The record is from RefSeq and is a predicted model, not a curated record.